AUGUUAAAAAGGAACUACGCUGACUAUGUCUACUUCUUAGACGAGGAAUCUGCUGGAGAGAGAGAAGAAGAACUCAGUCUCAAGUCCAGAAAACUAUGGGGGCGUGAAAAUUCUUCACUAAUCAUCCCCAAGGUACAGAAAGGUCUGGUUGUCUCGGCGUUCGAAAAAGAGUUGACUGUUUCUAGUAACAUGCCUGUGACACAAGAGCUGAAGGAGCAUGAGAUACUUGUACGCAACAAGUACAUUGGAUUGAAUCACGUAGACUGGAAGUCCAAAAAGUAUCAAUUUAAUAUAUACUCAUUUCCAUGGAUCAAUGGCCGGGAAUCCAGCGGUAUUGUAGUGAAAAGAGGGUCCAAUGUCGAUCAGGAGAAAUUCCCCCUCGCAGCAGAGGUGUUCUUAGCAAGUACUUCGUAUAGGGACUUAAGAACGUCCACUUUCCAGGAGUAUACAGUGUUUGAUUCUCGGCUUGUUUGGAGGAUCCCGCAACAGAACCUGCUUGACGGUAGCGUUCGCAAAAGCUUCGGUCUCGAGUUCGCAGGAGGAAUUGGCGUUGGUUUGGUGACAGCCGGUUGCGCGAUCUCGAGCCUCGUCAGCCUAGCUACAGAAAAUCAGACAAAUGGUACAAAACUGGGAAACAUUAUAAUAUGGGGAGGAAGCUCGUCGGUGGGUGUGUACGCCAUACAGUUGGCCAAAGCCUCUGGGAAGUUUAAGAAAAUUAUCGCUGUUUCUUCAACAAAACAUAAAAAGUAUCUUUCCGAGAUUGGCGCUAGUUGUGUCAUUGAUCGGUAUCUGCCGGAGAUGGAAAUUCGGCAGAAAAUUCAGGAUCACUGUCCAGAAGGAGUUAAUUACGGUAUGGAUGUCAUAUCUAAAGAGACAGCUUUGUUUUUAUCAAAACUACUAGGACAGAGUGAUGCAAGCGUCAAGCGUUUAGUUUGCACUUGUGGUUUACCGGAGAUCUCUACUGACACCUUUGAUAAAGAUGCAGGCUCGAAACUCAUAAUAGAAGCUGUCAACAUAAAGCAAUUUCAUGAAAACAUAGAAUUCGGUUCCUGGCUUGUCGAGUAUACUACCAAGCUUUUUGAGACUGGUCAUUUGAGACCCAUAAAGACAUUGAAAAUAUUCAAAAGCCUAAACGAUUUUGGAGAAAGUAUAGUCAGCGGCCUCAAGGAGCUUGAAGAAAAAGGUGCCAGUGCAGAGAAGUUUAUAGUCAGUCUAUAA
Torulaspora globosa is the source of this 1218-nucleotide messenger RNA. RefSeq names its product zinc-binding alcohol dehydrogenase family protein. Bases 1 to 1218 code for a protein of 405 amino acids. The record is from RefSeq and is a predicted model, not a curated record. The transcript has a single exon. Gene Ontology annotation, molecular function: oxidoreductase activity, acting on NAD(P)H. NCBI's taxonomy places the organism in Eukaryota, Fungi, Ascomycota, Saccharomycetes, Saccharomycetales, Saccharomycetaceae.